Abrus precatorius (Indian licorice) is the source of this 3155-nucleotide messenger RNA. RefSeq names its product protein RTF1 homolog. Gene Ontology annotation, cellular component: Cdc73/Paf1 complex. Gene Ontology annotation, molecular function: RNA polymerase II C-terminal domain phosphoserine binding; DNA binding. The record is from RefSeq and is a predicted model, not a curated record. Lineage: Eukaryota; Viridiplantae; Streptophyta; Magnoliopsida; Fabales; Fabaceae. The transcript is spliced from 2 exons. The coding region runs from base 115 to 2085 and encodes 656 amino acids.
AAAUUGGGAAAGAUUGUAACAAAAUGAGCUACUAGUUCAGUAUUUUGGGGAAACUGCGCACGGUCGCCUUGUUUUCUCUACCUGUGAUACUUUUAAGUUGAAGUUGGGAUAAUUAUGGCGGAUUUAGAGAAUUUGCUUUUGGAAGCUGCGGGAAGAACUGGUGCUGCUGGGAGAAAUCGGCAUCUCCCACCUUCAAGGAGACGACACGAAGGCGCUUAUUCAGAUGGUGGGAGUGACUCUAGGGAUGAUGAUUCAGAUGAUGAGCUUAAUUAUGGAAACAGAAAGCCCUCUGGAUCACAAGUUCCUUUGAAGAAGAGGUUAGAUCCAACGGAAAGAGAUGAUGAUUUGGGUUGUCAGGAAGAGGCAGAUGAUGAUGAUGGUCAUAGCGAUCGUGAGGGCGAUAGCAGUGAUGAAUCGAAUAUUGGGGAUGAUCUUUAUAAGGAUGAUGAUGACAGGCGAAAGCUUUCUGAGAUGACUGAACUUCAAAGAGAGAUGAUCUUGUCAGAUAGGGCUACUAAAAAGGAUGAUAAAAAUUUGUUGGGGAAGAUAGCAUCAAAGCGUGACAAAGGAAAGGCAACAGUACCCAGAAAACAGUCUCCACCAAUGUCAUCAUCACGCAUGCGUGCAUCAGCCAGAUCUGCAGACAGGUCAGCCAAGAAUGAUGCUUUAAAUGAAUUGCGUGCAAAACGAUUGAAACAGCAAGAUCCAGAAGCUCACCGAAGAUUGAGAGAGGCAUCUAGAAAUGCAGGCCCCCGGCAUUUUUCUCCACCAAAGCGCAAAGCAUUCACGUCAGCAAGUCUUAGUAGUUCAAGUCAUAGUGAGAGUGAAAGUAGGUCUCACAGUGAUGAUGAAGGGUCAACUGGGGAUGGAGGAAUUGUUGACAGUGAUGAUGAUAGGGCUUUAGGUGGGUCUGAGGGACCAUCUUUUCAGGAUAUAAAGGAAAUAACUAUUCGCAGGUCAAAACUUGCCAAAUGGUUUAUGGAGCCUUUCUUUGAGGAGUUAAUAGUUGGCUGUUUUGUAAGGGUUGGAAUUGGUAGAUCAAAAUCUGGACCUAUCUACCGGCUCUGCAUGGUGAAAAAUGUUGAUGCCUCCGAACCUGAUCGACAGUAUAAAUUAGAGAACAAAACUACGCACAAGUAUUUGAAUGUUGUUUGGGGAAAUGAAAGUUCUGCUGCUAGGUGGCAAAUGGCUAUGGUUAGUGAUUCAGCUCCACUCGAAGAGGAGUUCAAACAGUGGGUUAAGGAAGUAGAUCGAAGUGGUGGCCGGAUGCCAAGUAAACAAGAUGUGUUAGAGAAAAAACAAGCUAUACAAAAAGUCAUCACAUUUGUCUACUCAGCCGCUACUGUGAAGCAGAUGUUACAAGAGAAAAAGUCUGCCUCAUCAAGGCCGCUGAAUAUUGCUGCUGAGAAGGAUCGGUUGAGGAGGGAACUGGAAAUUGCACAGAGUAAGAAUGAUGAGACAGAAGUGGAGAGGAUCAGGACAAGACUGCAAGAAUUGGAUGCAUCUAGACAAGCACAGGAGAAGGAUUCCAAGGCAUUGAAGCUGGCUGAGAUGAAUAGGAAAAACAGGUUUGAGAACUUCAAGAAUGCUUCUGAAUUGAAGCCAGUGAAUACAGGUUUGAAAGCAGGGGAGGCAGGUUAUGAUCCAUUUUCAAGGCGAUGGACUAGAUCAAGGAACUACUAUGCUUCAAAACCUGGGGAAAAGGCUGCAGCUGGAAACAGUAGUGUCAAUGGCCUAGUGGCUGAUGCAGGCGGCAAUGGACCAGGAGCUCCAGUGACAGUGGAGGCAGGCAUGGUGGCAACUGCUGCUGCCUUGGAAGCUGCUGCUGGUGCUGGGAAGUUAGUGGAUACAAGCGCUCCAGUGGAUCAAGGGACAGAGUCAAAUAUGCUGCACAAUUUUGAACUCCCUAUUUCAUUAGCAUUACUUCAAAAGUUUGGUGGAGCUCAAGGAGCCCAAGCAGGAUUUAUGGCAAGAAAACAAAGAAUAGAAACAACAGUUGGAUUUAGAGUCUUAGAAAAUGAUGGCAGGAGGCAUGCACUGACACUGACAGUUAGUGAUUACAAAAGAAGAAGAGGACUUCUUUGAAAUUUGUUGAUGCUCUUGCAGUAAUGCCACUUGAGAGGUAAGUUCACGGUUGUAUGAGCAGUAGAUUGUUUGAAUUGAUUGUAAUAUUAUCGUGCCCUUGUGUAUCUUUAAUUAUUUAAAAAGCAGUCACGUUUCCAUGCCUUUUUUAAUCCUCAAACAUUAAGCAAUUGAUAUUUGAUAAAUGUAAGUGAACAAUGUUUAUGUGAUUUAACCUUGAUAUUCAAUCGGAUGGUUGGAAGCUAAAGAGAGAGCAUGAAAAAUGCAGAGGAAUCCGAUAUUGUGGAUUUUUGGUGAAAUAUUAAUACAAAAUAUCUGUCCUCGUGUCGAGACCUUUAUUAUCUCGAAGAACUUUUGUUAAUUUUUUACUUUCGAUUUCCUCUGUGUGUGCCUAGUGUUAUCCAUGCUCCUUUCUAUGCUCUUUAGUUUUCUGGUCUAGAAGGAGGAGCGUUCUCUUGAGAUUGUUGCUGUCACAGCAAUUGUACCAACCUCAUUUUAUUGAUGAUAAACAGAUACACAUAAUUCGUAUCGUAAUAAUGGUGAAAUGCAAAUUAAUAUCAUCUGAAACCAAAAUGUUACUGAUGAACUAAAAUAGAGAAACAUAUGGUCGACGCAUUCGUGAUAUGGAGGAUAUAUCAACCUCGUUUGCAUUGUUUAUCUGCUAUGGUAACCAGGGAGAAAUCUGUGAUAGGAAAUGUCAUAGUUCUCAACUUGCUAUAUAAAUCGGGCUUUGUGGAGAGUUGAUGAGGCAAUGAAAGGCUAUGCAUCCUCCCCUACUAAUUUUGUGCAUCAAAAUGGAAAAUGGAUGCCGCCAGUGGCCAUCAUUGAGCUUAUUAGUUUGGCUCUGAUUUUUUUAUUAUUUAAGAUCAUUGAAUAUAUUUAAAAAUUAAGAGAGAGAGAGAGAGAGAAGAUUGUAAGUAAUAAUUAGAAGACAAAAUGGAAAUAGCACUUCGAUUGUAUCCAUUGCUUACUUAAAAUUAUAUAAAAAAAGGAGGAUUUAACAGAUAGAAAAAGGGUAUCUGUAGUUAAAAUGACCAUUUAGCAACAGGUUUGAUAAUUCCAUAUUUAUAUAU